AGGAGAUUGUUCCACACGGAUCUGCAGCUGUUAAACAGGCUGAAACACACAGACUGGCAGCAGAUCAGAAGCUGUUGGAUGUCUGAUACGAGUCUCAGGACUAAACAGCAGUGUGAAACACAGGAACCCAGGGAGACUUCCACAGAAAAACAAGCCCAGCGCAAGAAACUAGGCAGAUGGUACGGGAACAAUAUCUGACAACACAAGGCUGUAGCCUGCAGAGGCCAGAGAACCAAUAUGUCUACAAGAUUGGGAUCUAUGGCUGGAGGAAGCGUUGCCUUUAUUUAUUUGUGCUGCUGCUUCUCAUCAUCUUAGUUGUGAAUUUUGCAUUGACUAUCUGGAUUCUCAAAGUGAUGUGGUUUUCUACAGAUGGAAUGGGGCAUCUAAGAGUUACAGAAAAUGGGCUUCGUUUGGAAGGAGAGUCUGAAUUUCUUUUCCCAUUGUAUGCCAAAGAAAUUCGCUCUAGAAUGGACUCCCCCUUGCUUGUGGAUUCUUCACAGAAUGUGACUGUUAAUGCUCGUAACUCUGAAGGACAAGUCACAGGCAGAUUAACAGUGGGUCCCAGUACAGUGCAAGCUCAUGGAAAACAUUUUGAAGUCAACUCAAACACAGGCAGAAUGCUGUUUUCUGCAGACGAGAAUGAGGUGGUGGUCGGUGCUGAUAGACUUCGAGUCACAGGGCCAGAAGGUGCUCUCUUUGAACAUUCUGUGGAGACACCAGUUGUCAGAGCUGAACCGUUCAAGCAGCUCAGGCUGGAGUCUCCAACACGUUCUUUGUGCAUGGAUGCACCAAAAGGAGUUCAGAUCAAAGCAAGAGCUGGAAACGUUGAAGCCUCUUCUCAGAGGGACAUUGUUUUUCAUACAAGUGAAGGAACGGUAAUGUUAGAUGCUGAGACUGUGAAACUGCCCAAGUUGCCUCAUGGGGCUCAGGGGGGAUCUGGAAAUCCUCAGGGACUUUAUGAAGUUUGUGUCUGUCCAGAUGGAAAGCUGUACCUGUCUGUCGCAGGAGUGGGAUCUACCUGCCAGGAAUACAGCCGAGUGUGCCAGUGAGCAUCUUGGUGUCUUCUCAAAUCUUCUGAGAACUUGACAUUUCAUCCAGCGAUUUUGAAAACGUUUGAAUUUUUUCAGUAAAUGCAGCUGCAAGUAUCAGUGCCAUAUAAUCAUUUUUUAAAAAAAAAGUGGUAAAAGAUUUCCCUGCGCCAAUACAUCUAAUCUGAGACAUUAAACAGAAACCCCUAUUGCCCCAGAAAAAAUGAAAAUAGUCAAUUUACAAAUGGACAACAAGAGCACAAUGCAAACUCUAAUUUCAAAUAAUGGAAGCAGAAAUCUAACUCGGGCUCAACUGCCAUUGUUGCACAUACAACAUUGCUAAACACUCCACAUAAUGGACUGCAACAUGAUGUACCAUAAACAGUUGCAUCAGAUGAUCCUCUGAUUAUUGAACAAUUUUAUAGGAAAGCUGUAUGGACUCGGAAUUAUAAAUCGACAUUUUCUAUCAGUGCAUCAAAGUAACUACGACAUCAUCCAAAUUGUAAACCAACAUCUGAGGUUCAUUUUUUUAACAAUUAAAAUACAUUGUAUUAAUUCAAUUUUGAUACACUUACAGCGGGGACUUGGUAGAUUUUGACCGGUGUCCGUUUGAUCUCUAUGCAAUAACUUUUUUUUUCCUGCAAUAACACUUGAACCACAAGAGCUGUGCUUUUUGUACAAAACUACAACGUGGAAUAAAGUACCCAAAGCUUUACCAUCUAUAUGUAAACCACAGUAUUAAAGUUGCAGUACCCUUUCUUAGUCUUUUUAUAAAGCUAUGUUGAAAUGUAUGAAAUAAAAUUACACAAUCCCUACA
Molecule: messenger RNA, 1845 nt
Organism: Rhincodon typus (whale shark)
Lineage: Eukaryota; Metazoa; Chordata; Chondrichthyes; Orectolobiformes; Rhincodontidae
Gene: sgcg
Product: sarcoglycan, gamma
Exons: 9
Coding region: 177-1049 (290 amino acids)
Biological process (GO): cardiac muscle tissue development; heart contraction
Cellular component (GO): sarcoglycan complex; sarcolemma
Source: RefSeq, a predicted model, not a curated record